GCCGAGGAGAGGAUUUGUGAAGGGGAGCGCUGGCCCGCGUGCGCCUCUUGUUCCCCGUGUAAUUUGCAGCCAAUCAUCAAAAAAAAAAGCCAUUUACAGGGGGUGAUGUGCAACUAAUUAAAGGCAGACUAGCAGCGUCUGCAAAUUCUAAGGCUCCCCAAAUAAAAAGAGACUGUUGUAACAGUUGGAGGAUAAUGCUAAGGAAGACGCUGCCUGGGAAUUCACCGUCUGUGGAAAUGCGCCCCAGAGAGGAAUAAAGCAGUCCUCACCUUGCUUUCCCCAUCCGGACCUACUUUCCCCUCCCGCCUCGGCCCCCACCCCGACACCACCAUCACCCCCUUCCCUCCCCCCCACCUUCCCCCCUUUCCCACCCAGGUGUCGGACCAGGCGGUCCCCACUUCCACCCUGCACCCCUUCUUCCCCCCCUGCACCAUGAACACCAAUGUCUGCGUGGAGCCCGGGCCGAGCCCGGAGGCCCCGGGCUUGCCCAAGGAAAGCCACCUGCCCGAGGGGGCCCUGAACAGCCUUGUGGAUUACAACUCGGAGAUGGAGCGCUACCGCUCCUUUGCCACCUCGUUCUACAAGACCAACGGGGGCGCCUUCCCGCAGGCGGCCAAGAUCGCGCGCAUCACCACCCCCAUCUUCCCCAGCAGCGCCGCCGCCGCCGCGGCCGCCGCGCGCAUCGGCAUGUCCCCCUGGAACUGCGACAACGCGGCCACCGCCGCCGCCGCCACCGCCAUGCUCUGGGGCAGCGGCGGGGGCGGGGGCGGCGGCGGGGGCGGCAGCGGCGGCGGGGGCGGCGGGGGCGGUGGCGGGGGCGGCGGGGGCGGCAGGAAAUCCUCCUCCGCCGCCGCCUCCUCCUCCGCCUCCUCUUCGGCAAUCCUCCCCGCCGGCGGUGGCGGCGGCGGCGGCGGCGGUGGUGGCGGCGGCGGCGGCGGCGGCGGCGGCGGCGGCAGCAGGACCAGCAUGCACCACCGAAACGACUCCCAGAGGCUGGGGAAAGCUGGCUGCCCGCCAGAGCCGUCGUUGCAAAUGGCAAAUACUAAUUUCCUCUCCACCUUAUCCCCUGAACACUGCAGACCUUUGGCGGGGGAAUGCAUGAACAAGCUCAAAUGCGGCGCUGCUGAAGCAGAGAUAAUGAAUCUCCCCGAGCGCGUGGGGACUUUUUCCGCUAUCCCGGCUUUAGGGGGCAUCUCAUUACCUCCAGGGGUCAUCGUCAUGACAGCCCUUCACUCCCCCGCAGCAGCCUCAGCAGCCGUCACAGACAGUGCGUUUCAAAUUGCCAAUCUGGCAGACUGCCCGCAGAAUCAUUCCUCCUCCUCCUCGUCCUCCUCAGGGGGAGCUAGCGGAGCCAACCCGGCCAAGAAGAAGAGGAAAAGGUGUGGGGUCUGCGUGCCCUGCAAGAGGCUCAUCAACUGUGGCGUCUGCAGCAGUUGCAGGAACCGCAAAACGGGACACCAGAUCUGCAAAUUUAGAAAAUGUGAAGAGCUAAAGAAAAAACCUGGCACUUCGCUAGAGGUCAGAGGAGAUGAUUUCUUGUUUCCCAGUCUCCCCCCCUCCCUCCUCACUCCCCUCUCUUCUCCCCUUCAGGGCUUCUUGUCUGGCUUGAAGAUGCAGUACCCCUUUCCUGAAGCUUCAUUCAGGCUGUAAGAUACAGUUGCAGGUGGUUUUGAGGGCACGGCCUCUUCACCACCCUUCCCAGCUGCACUUCGCGUGGAACUGGCCUCCAGAUGGGGGGGGGGU
Neogale vison (American mink) is the source of this 1743-nucleotide messenger RNA. It is a transcript of the gene CXXC4, whose product is annotated as CXXC finger protein 4. Gene Ontology annotation, cellular component: nucleus. The coding region runs from base 433 to 1650 and encodes 405 amino acids. Gene Ontology annotation, molecular function: methyl-CpG binding; zinc ion binding. NCBI's taxonomy places the organism in Eukaryota, Metazoa, Chordata, Mammalia, Carnivora, Mustelidae. The record is from RefSeq and is a predicted model, not a curated record. The transcript is spliced from 4 exons.